This is a messenger RNA of Plasmodium gallinaceum, 1074 nucleotides long. Its product is annotated as carbohydrate kinase, putative. Lineage: Eukaryota; Apicomplexa; Aconoidasida; Haemosporida; Plasmodiidae. The record is from RefSeq and is a predicted model, not a curated record. Bases 1 to 1074 code for a protein of 357 amino acids. Gene Ontology annotation, biological process: metabolite repair. The transcript is spliced from 3 exons. Gene Ontology annotation, molecular function: ATP-dependent NAD(P)H-hydrate dehydratase activity.
AUGGAAGAAUUUAAUAUUUGUUCAAAUUUGUUAUUAAAUAGUAUUGAUUUAAAUAGAAAACUACAUAAUAGAGAUUUAUAUCAUCUAAAAGAUUACAUAAUACCUGAAUUAUCAGAAAGUGACUACAAAGGAUGUAGUGGAAAAAUAUGUGUUAUAGGAGGUAAUGAAGUUUAUUGUGGUGCUCCAUUUUUAUCAGCUAUGACUUCUUUAAAAUUAGGAGCUGAUUUAUGUUUUGUGAUAACUUCUAAAGAAAACUCUAUUCCUUUAAAAAGUUAUAGUUGUGAAUUAAUUGUUUACCCAUAUUUAUAUAACAAUAAAUCGGAAAUAACAGAAGUUAAAGAAAGCGAUUUAGAAAAAUGUGUUGAAUAUUUAAUGAAUAGAAUUGAUUCUUGUGUUAUUGGUCCUGGUCUUGGUUUAAUUGAUGAAACUACAAGAAAGUGUCUUAUAUAUAUUAUAGAAAAAUUUAUAGAAAAAAAUGUAUUUUUAAUUCUAGAUGCUGAUAUAAUAGAAUUUAUUAUUUCAAAUAAUAAUCUAUUUGAAUUAAUUAAAAAUUAUGAAAACUGCAUAUUUACACCUAAUAAAAAUGAAUUUAAAAAGAUGAUUUUACUUUUGACAGAUGAUAAAAGUAUAAAAUUUGAACAAAUAGAUUCUCAUCAAAUUAUUUAUAGUGCACAUAAAAUGAAUUUAAUAUUUAAAGGACCUAAAAUACUAAUAAAAGGUUUUUAUGAUAUUUUUAUUUCUCAAAAUUUUUUUUUUGUAUCAUUUAUUAGUAAUCCAUGCUUAAAAAGAUUAGGAGGACUUGGUGAUAUAUUGACUGGUUUAUUGGCUGUUUUUUAUUGUUGGGCAUCCAAAAAAAAAAAAAAAAUUUCACAACAUAUUAAAGAAAUUUUAAAUAUUGAUAAUACUGAUCAUCAUAAUGAGUGUUUAGAUGCACUUUCAGCUUUUAAUGGAAGUUAUUUUCUUAAAAUUUUGUGUAAAGAAGGUUUUAAUAAAAACCACAGAGGAUUAAUAGCUUCAGAUAUAAUGAAUAGUAUUCCUCAUUAUUUUUACAACAUUUAUGAUAAAGAAAAAUAA